Molecule: messenger RNA, 975 nt
Organism: Durusdinium trenchii
Lineage: Eukaryota; Dinophyceae; Suessiales; Symbiodiniaceae
Source: the annotation of a GenBank genome assembly
AUGGCUUUGCUGAGGAGCAUCAAGUCGCCGGCAACGACGAAGACACCUCCCAGUACUGAGAGGGCAAAGGCCAAGGCCAAAAGUGCACCCAAGCCGAAGCAUCGAUCCAAGGGCGGCAUCAGUGCCACCCUCAAGUUGCACGCACUUGUGACCCCACAGUCCAAGACCCAUGGUGUUGUUUCCUACCUGCGAACACCCUCAGGUUCUGGAUCCGACCAAAGCUCCCACGAAGUGGACAAAGACCUGUUCAGGAGCUUUGCCAAAGGGACGUAUCAGAAGAAUGCAAGUCGCAACUUGUACCGGCUCAUUUCCCGCAAAGGCCACACCAUCCCGAUCGACAUCAAAGCAGUGGUGGUGCCUGUCAAAAUUGCCAGCCGGAAGGUGCUUCAGAAGCCUUGGCCGGUUUUGCAGCUUUCGGAUUGGGUCAAGGCAUGCUUUGAGCACUAUGGUGGUGUGUUCCUACUCGGGGGGCACACGCUGACCAAUGACAACUUGAAGGAUAUACACAACAUGCUAGAAAGGUUUUGGCAGCGGUACCAACACGUACAAGAUGUGGAUGACAUUUGCAGAACUCCCAGCCCCUUCAAAGUGGGAAUUGUGAGCCCUCUACGCAAGAUCCCUCAAGGGGAUACCGUCAAAAAGAUUUUGAUAGAUGUGGCACACACUCAUGCCAUACAAGGCUACGGCAAGGAUGACUGUGCCUCCGCAAUAUGUUUUUUGGCAAUCCAUUGCCAGUACUGGGGCGCCGCCGUGAUUGCAACUCAACUUGACCGUGCAUUUGAUAGUUUCAAGGCCUACUGCGUCCGUAAUGGUAAAACAACCUCACUGACGGACUUCUCCUACCAAACCAUGAAGGGUUUCGAUGCCUCUUUGCUGGGAAAGUGGCUUGCGGAGUUGCUGCCCACUAUCUCCCCUGACAGUGUCCCAGAUACUUGUCCCAGUUGCAGCAUCCUAUGCAUAGGAAAUGGUUUCUAA